AUGUCGCCGCUUCCCCUGGUGCGCGCCGCCGCCGCCCGGGCGCCCAUCCGGGUUGCGCUGCGCCCGCGGACGCUUCAGUUCCGCAUGCAAACAUCCUCGGUAUCAUCAUCCUCAUCAUCAUCGACCGCCGCCGCAGCCAAGGCCCCGACGCCGCCGCCCGUCCCCGGACCCGGCUCCGGCCCCGCCAGCGCGCCGACCGCCGCCGCGAAACCGAUCCCGACCGCGUCCGCGACGGCCGCCGCGACCGGCACAACAGCUUCUUCUGCGGCUACGACGACUGCUGGCUCGGCAGCGGCCAAGGCGACGACUCCGCCCCUCUGGCGGCGCCUCGGCCUCGUCACACGCGCCGUCGACGGCUACGCCAACUCGCAGCGCAAGCGGCCCUACACGACGCAGCUCAUCGGCGCCUUUGUCAUAUACCUCCUCGCGGACCUGAGCGCGCAGCGCAUCGGCGGGCGCGAGCACGACCCCGUGCGGACGGGCCGGACGGUCCUCAUCGGGCUGGUCGCGGCGAUCCCGCACUUCAAGUGGUUCGUCUUCCUCUCGCGCAACUUCAACUACGCCUCCCGCACGGGCUCCAUCGCCACCAAGGUGCUCGUCAACCAGGCCGUCUUCGCGCCCACCUUCAACACCUACUUCUUCGGCGCGCAGGCGCUGCUCUCGGGCGAGGACCUGGCCGCCACGGGCCAGCGCCUGCGCGACACCCUGCCGCCGAGCCUCGUCAACUCGUUCAAGGUCUGGCCCGCGACCAUGGCCGUCGCCUUUGCGUUCCUGCCGUUUGAGUUUCGCGCCAUCUUCUCCGGCUGCGUCGCCGUCGGCUGGCAGACGUACCUGAGCUACCUCAACCGGCAGGCGGAGCUCAAGGAACACGCGAGGGCGUUGACGACGGUGGCUGAUGGCCAGGGUCCUGUCGCCGAGGUGGCGAUUGCGUGA
Messenger RNA from Purpureocillium lilacinum, 933 nucleotides. RefSeq lists its product as uncharacterized. The record is from RefSeq and is a predicted model, not a curated record. Gene Ontology annotation, cellular component: mitochondrion; cytoplasm; membrane. NCBI's taxonomy places the organism in Eukaryota, Fungi, Ascomycota, Sordariomycetes, Hypocreales, Ophiocordycipitaceae.